Molecule: messenger RNA, 2321 nt
Organism: Anolis sagrei ordinatus
Lineage: Eukaryota; Metazoa; Chordata; Lepidosauria; Squamata; Anolidae
Gene: TRAF3IP2
Product: TRAF3 interacting protein 2
Biological process (GO): humoral immune response; positive regulation of canonical NF-kappaB signal transduction
Source: RefSeq, a predicted model, not a curated record
CUAGGCCUUCCUUCCUUCCUGCCCCGCCGCCUGAGAUUUGCAUAGACGGAGCGUGCGACUUCCUGGAACGAGAGGCGCUGCCUCGGCCUCUUACCUGGCUGGAGGAGGAGGAGGAAAGAAAGGCCGGAAGCAGGCCGGGUGGCAGCCCCGCAAGGAGAGGCUGCUGUUGCCCCUUCUCCUCCUCCUUGGAGGCCCUCUCCUUCCUUCCAUCCUUCCUUCCUGAGGGUUGACAUUUUCUUUGGAAUCUCAACAUGACCUCCUUCACAGGCUCGGUGAUGGGUCGAAGUAUACCAGUUGAAGUUGAUGAAACUGGAGAUUUGUCUUCAUUUCCAGAACAUUCAGCAGAGGAGAGUUUGGACCCUUCAGAUGAAAAUAGAGAGAACUUGGUGCCUGUGGCAUCAUACGCAUCUUCUCAUGGAGUGGCUGGGCAGCCAUGUUUCUGCAAGCAUCCAAGUUGUCCAGAUAGUAAUAAUAUUAUACUGGAAGCACAUGAUUACAAUUUCCAGGAUUCUGGAAAGGAGUUAUUUCCUUGCCCAUCUGGUGAAUCAGUGGUCUCACCAAAACUUAAUCUUUUAUCAAAUCAACUGCUAAGGCUUCGACUUUCAGCUGUUUCUCCUGAUACUGGGCAAAAUUCUGACAGUUUGCACAGAAAUUCAUCUGAUUUGUCCCACAGUUCACUUGGUGAAAGCCAUGAGAGUGCAGAAUCAAACCAGGCUCAGAGUAACAGGACAUCAUUGGAUCUACAGACAGAAGAUGUAGGAUAUGAUUCUCAACCUCUGGACGUUAUGGGUAUCCAACAACUAGAACCUCCAUUGCCGCUUACAUCUGUCUAUAACAUUCAGGAUCUCCCAAGGCCUUUGAUGUCUGGAGAGUAUCUACAGGUGGACCCUAGGCUAUGUCAUGUGCUCCCACAACUGCCUCGACCUCAGAUUUCUCCACAAGUUCAGUGGCAUCCGAGAUACUGCAUUCCUGAUUAUGCACACUAUCAGAAUCCGUAUGGGCAACCACUUCAACAACAUUUUGCAAACUCACAUAAACGACAGCAACGACCAGUAGCGGGCCCCUGCGUAAGAGCAGUCCAACCUGCUCGUCAGAUAAUCCCAAAUUUCUCCAGUCCUUAUUCCCUCAAGUGCAAUGAAGAAAAACUUGCACAAAGAGAGAUUCCUUCUGCGGAACAUCUAAGAAUCCAUGGCGAGUGUCAGGAUCACCUACUUAAUGGAAGACCAGCAUUUCAGCCUUAUGGUGCCCAUGAGGAUCUCUAUAGGUGCCCUCCUGAUUCUGCAGCUCAGCAUAACAUCCCACCAUGCCCAGUUGCCAUUCCAAAACCUCUGAGAAAUUUUGAAAUCAAGGGAACACUGAAGACAAGUAAUCUGCCAGAAGAACUACGUAAAGUCUUUAUAACCUAUUCUAUGGACACAGCCGUGGAGGUCAUGAAAUGUGUGAACUUUUUGUUUGUAAAUGGAUUUCACACUGCUAUUGAUAUAUUUGAGGACACUGUUCGAGGUAUUGACAUAAUCCAGUGGAUGGAACGUUUCCUGAGAGAUAAGACAGUAAUGAUAAUCAUAGCAAUCAGUCCAAAAUACAAACAGGAUGUAGAGGGGGCUGAAUCCCAGCUGGACAAGGAUGAACAUGGCUUACAUACUAAAUACAUCCACAGGAUGAUGCAGAUUGAGUUCAUACAGCAAGGAAGCAUGAACUUUAGAUUCAUUCCUGUGCUUUUUCCCAAUGCAAAAAAGGAACACGUACCUACCUGGCUUCAAAACACUCACAUCUACAAAUGGCCCAAAAAUAAAAACAACAUACUGCUGCGAUUGCUGAGAGAAGAGGAAUAUGUUGCUCCCCCAAUAGGACCUUUACCCACUCUCCAAGUUGUGCCAUUAUGAACGUUCUAAGUGCAUAGGAAACAAUUGUUUUAUGACUGUUGGCCACUAGCCAGGAUUUCCCUGGCUUUGCUUUCUAGGUGAUGAAAAGCAUGUGUGUAUACUCACUCUCUCCUCCUGCUAAUCAUUGUCUUGGAAUAACACAUGCCCAUGUGUUUUCUUUUAUGCUGAAUGUUUCCUUCUGCAAUUGAUCGGGCAUACUGUUUCUCUAUCAGUGCUUAAACAAACUGUAAAUGGAAAGAAUGUCCCCCAUCAUUUUUUCUUUUGCUUCUAGCAACUUGCUUUCUAAGGAUGUGGCACAGCAAGUUAAUAGUGUAAAUGAUACUGAAAUAAGCCAAACAUUUGCCUCCCCUGACUAGUUCAGGGUUCCUUUUGCUAUUGCAUUGUGAAACAGUCUCUCACAAUUAUUUUGUGUACACAAUAAAAGAGUUGUCUUUCCUA